Messenger RNA from Ipomoea triloba (trilobed morning glory), 2712 nucleotides. Its product is annotated as protein SENSITIVE TO PROTON RHIZOTOXICITY 1. NCBI's taxonomy places the organism in Eukaryota, Viridiplantae, Streptophyta, Magnoliopsida, Solanales, Convolvulaceae. Bases 1018 to 2568 code for a protein of 516 amino acids. The transcript has 2 exons. Gene Ontology annotation, biological process: response to acidic pH; response to aluminum ion. The record is from RefSeq and is a predicted model, not a curated record.
UUGUUGUAGUUUGAUUAGAUUUUGUCUGGUUUGUUUCUUGGUCUGUAUUUGUGGUUUCUGUUAAGUAGUAUGCUUGAUAGGAUAGGAUGGGAUAUGAUGAUGUUUUCUUUUUGGAACUUGGUUCUCUAUGAAGUUGUGCUUUAACCUUUAAGACCUGGUUUUGUGAUUUUGUUAGGUUUUAUUUUUUCUGAUAUGUGUAAUCCCAGCCUCCAAUGGGGUUUGAGGAGAUUUGAUUGUAAUUGGACUAUUGAUCAUCAGCUCAAAUCUGAUGAUUUUAGUCAAGAGUGUAAAGAGAGGAUUUUGAUUUUUCCAACACUUCUUUAUUAUCUGUAUAAUUUUGUGUAGUUGCUGAUAUGUGUAUGUGGUUAUGGUCUGGAGAGCUGCCCCCUUCCAGCCCUUUGACUUGGGUUUAGAUGUCAUAUCCCAUCCCAUUAGAAACACCUAAAACCGAAGGAUAUGUGCUGGGCUUCAAAAAAUCUUGGUUUAUACUCGAGAUCUUGGUUCCAUGUAAUAUGGAUUGAACAUGUAUGCUCCUUUGAUCUAAAUCCUGUUAUUCCCCUUUCACUGGAGUUGGGGGUGGAUGAGUCAGGUGUUGUAAAAAUCAUGAAGCUUUUGAGUUCCAAAGGUGGAAACCGGAGAAAAUUUAUAGGACAGUAUUAAUCAUAUAUUAAGAUGAUAUUUUGCUGGCACCAAUUUUUCUUUUUGAGAAUGCAACAUAAUACUGUUCUUCUCUCCUUACCAUUUCCAUACGCGAAAAGUUUGAUGUUAUUUGUUUGAUUUAUCUUAACACCAUCAUGAUUCAUGGCUAUGGACAUGAAGCUGGAGGCCACUUUGAUCGGAGUUGCUGUAAUGGUUAUUUUCUUUGACCGAAGGGAGGAACUGUGCAAGAGAAGGGCACGUAUUGCUAUACUACUCUUCAGCAAGAGAGUAGUUUAGCAAUGGUCUUGUUCGAGGUAUCAACCACUACUCCACAGAAAAACCUAGUUGGAUUUUAGUACCUCGAAAAGGAGAUUAAUUAUGGAUCCUGAUAAUGGGCUUGACUCAGAUCCUUGGACAAAAUCUUCUUUGUCUUGCAAUGACUUUUUGGAAAAUGUUCCAUCAGAUGACCAGUCAUUUAACGUUUUCACUUUGCAACAGCAGAAGUGGGAAAGUUCUUUUCUGAAUCAGGUAGGGAUUCCGAAUGAAUUGUCCCAGGUUAACCAACCGUCUCAAAAUCAAUCUUCGGUUUCUACUAUCAACAAUAUCCAAAUCAGAGUUCCAGAUCAACAAGAUACCCAAGCGUGUGAUUCGAAUAAGAUUCAAGAAUGGGAUCCAAAAACUAUGCUAAACAAUCUCUCGUUUCUUGAGAAGAAGAUCCAUGAACUCCAGGAUCUGGUGCAUGUAAUUGUUGGACGCAGGGGGCAAGUUGGGUUUCAAGCAAACGAACUUUUGGUUCAGCAGCAGCAGCUUAUUACAGCUGACCUAACUUCUAUCAUCGUUCAACUAAUAUCGACUGCAGGGAGCCUUCUGCCGACUGUGAAGCACACGCUUUCCUAUGCGGGCCAAGCGGCGCAACUUGUACAGUCUGGUGGAGUUGCAACGCCUUCCGGAGCGGGCUUCAACAGCAGUGCGCUGCCACAAAGUGUUAAUGUAAGUAAGGUGGAAGAUCACUCCAUCCAUAUUGAUCCGGUUGGGGAUUCGGGUAUGGAUCAGAACUGUACCGUUGAAGAGCACGAGUUGAAAGACGAGGAUGAGGCUGAGGAAGAAGAGAACCUGCCUCCCGGUUCCUAUGAGAUUCUGCAACUGGAGAAGGAGGAAAUCCUUGCGCCUCAUACUCACUUUUGCACAAUCUGCGGGAAGGGGUUUAAGAGAGAUGCCAAUUUACGGAUGCACAUGAGAGGUCACGGGGACGAGUACAAAACUCCAGCCGCUCUUGCGAAGCCCCACAAAGAAGUCAGCUCCGUGCCAGCGCUUAUAAAACGAUAUUCUUGCCCUUACGUUGGCUGCAAGCGCAACCGGGAGCACAAGAAGUUUCAGCCUCUGAAGACCAUCUUGUGCGUCAAAAACCAUUACAAGAGAACCCAUUGCGAGAAAAGCUACACUUGCAGCAGAUGCAACAUAAAGAAAUUCUCGGUCAUUGCUGACCUAAAAACACAUGAAAAACAUUGCGGGAAAGAUAAAUGGCUUUGCUCCUGUGGCACGACUUUCUCGAGGAAAGACAAGCUGUUCGGGCACAUCGCACUUUUCCAAGGGCACACUCCCGCUAUUCCUCUGGAUGACCAUAAAGGAUCCUCCUCCGGGCUGUCUGAUCAGGGACAAAACACUGCAGGUCAAAUCGAUCCCAAGCUAAAUAACGCUUAUAGUGGAAGUGGAAGUGGAAGCCCGCAGAACGCUAUUGAUGUGAAAGGAAGUGUGAAUGAUCCUGGCAAUUACUUUUCACCUAUGAACUAUGAUACAGGUGAUCUUGGAGGAUUUCAAGACUUUCCCAGAGUCCCAUUUGAAGACUCAAAUAGUUCAUUCUCUUUUCUACUAUCAGGUUCAUGUGAUUACCCUCAGAAGGCAGGGAAAUAUGGCAGUUCCAGUGAAUAGGGAUAAUAAUAAUUAGUAGUAAGUAUUAUUUGCUGUAGCAGUCCAGUUUCUCUUGAUGGCCUUACUAUUGUAGUAGUAGUAGUAUUGCAGACUUGUAUGUUAAGAAUUCAUUUAUAUAAUAAACUAAAAAGUAUUAUUCUAUUA